AUGGUCUCACCUUGUCUUAGUCCAAGUAUGCCUCAAAUAUUCUUCAUUGAUUUCCAAUAUUUGACAUUUACUCAUCUUGACUUAGCAUUCAGUGUUCAUCAACUGUGUCAGUUUAUGCAUCACCCAACUUCUACUCACUCGGAGGCUGCUAAACAUGUUCUCAGAUAUGUCAAAGAGACAUUGCAUCAUGGUAUUGAUUUCUCACCUGGUUCAUUGACUCUUUCAACCUUUAUUGAUGUUGAUAGGACUGGGGAUCCAUGUGACAGAAGAUCCACUACUGGUUUAUUGGUUGCAUUCCCCAAUUUGGAUUCAUUGACAAUUUCUCAUAUGUCUAACCUGAAAAUUAUAUGGCAUGAUAAAUUCACCCCUGGCUCUUUUACGAAGCUUCAGUCCAUGACGGUUCAAUUCUGUGAAAAUCUUAUGAAAAUCUUCCAAGUUAAUAUGCUGCCAAGAUUCCAGAGCUUGGAGUCCCUUGUAGUAGAUGAUUGUGGUUCGCUAGAAGAAAUGUUUGAACUACAAGGGCAAGAAGUUAUCGAAACACGUGCACACACUCAGUUGAAAAAAUUACUUAUACGUCGUCUACCGAACUUGAAGCGUGUAUGGAAUAAGGACCCCCAGGGAACUUUCUUCUUACAAAAUCUACAAGAAGUAGAAGUUGUGGAGUGUGAGAGUUUGAAGAAUUUGUUUCCAACCUCAGUGGCCAGAUCACUCCAGCAAUUGGUCAAUCUUCGAAUAUGCAAAUGUGGGAUUGAGGAAGUUAUUGAACAGGAAGAAAGUGCAAAGGAAGAUGUGAGAUUUGUGUUCCCUAAAUUGACUCUCUUGAAGCUUCGAAUGUUGCAAAAACUCAAGUGGUUUUACCGAGGGGUGCAUACUUCAGAAUGGCCAUUAUUGAAAACCUUGGAGGUAUCUAGAUCUAAUGAAAUUCAAAUAUUUGCUUCAAAGAACAUUAGAAUUCAAGAACCAAAUGAACAGAGUCAACUAGAGGCAUCCAUUCAACAACCACUUUUCUUGGUUGAAAAGGUAAGAGACUAA
Quercus lobata is the source of this 1032-nucleotide messenger RNA. RefSeq lists its product as uncharacterized. The record is from RefSeq and is a predicted model, not a curated record. The transcript has 2 exons. NCBI's taxonomy places the organism in Eukaryota, Viridiplantae, Streptophyta, Magnoliopsida, Fagales, Fagaceae. The coding region runs from base 1 to 1032 and encodes 343 amino acids.